UCCGGCGAAUGGCGGGCCACGCCCGCGGGUCAACUCGACGAUGCGGCGCUGCAAUCGCUCAACACCGCCAUCAAGGCCGUGGACGAGAAGCGCGAGGUCAAGCUCUACACGUCCAGCACGCGCAGCCUGUUCGGCGACCCGGCCAACCUCUUCGUCGACGGCAAGCUGGUGCUGCCGGGCAACCUUGCCGCCGCGGUGCGCCAGAGCGGCGCGGCGACGCUGCUGCUCGUCACGCGCAGCCGCCAGGAGCCGGCGCUCGCCUCGGCCGUGCCGGCGCGCAUCUACGCCACGCUGGAAGGCCCGGGCUACGUGCUCGACCAACGCCCCGGCGCGCAGAUCGGCUUCGACGGCCAGCCCGAGCUGCCGGUGUUCGUGCCCUACGUGUCCAUCCGCAUCGCGCUGAUCGAUCUCGUCGACAUGCGUCUGCGCCGCGAGCAAUCCAUCGCCGUGGCGGCCCGCCUGCCGGUGGACCGCGCCGCCGCCGCCAACCCCUGGGCCGCGACGACGGCCGAGCAGCGGGUGAAGGCGCUGGCCGACCUGAUCGAGAACGAGCUGCCGCGCGCCGUCAAAGGGCUGAUUGGCGCCGUAGUAGGCCUCGGCGGGCCUGGCGAGCAGGCCGUCGAGGUAGUUCACGUAGGCGCCGCCGCUGCUCCAGGCCUGCAUCGUCGAGCGCAGGCCGUUGGCCCAGGUGGCGGCUUCGUCCAGCACCGAGGCCGCGGUGCCGGCGGGGUGCUCCGCCAGGUACUGCGCGCUGAAGAGGGCGCGGCGGUGCGGGAAGGCGGUGGCCUCCGGCGCGACGCGGGCGAUGGCGCCGCCCAUCAGGUUCAGCAGCGCCGAGCCGGGGCGGCCGCUGUCGCGGCGCUGCUGGAUCGCCUGGCCGAGCGCGGUGAUGCCCGCCGCAUCCAGCGGUGCGUUGAAGAAGUCCGAGCUCGCUGCCAUCGCCACACGCGGCAGCACACCGCUGGCGUUCUGCGCGGGCAGGUGGCAUUGCGCGCGGCUCAGGUUGGCGCAGCUGCCGAGCAUCACGUCGCGGUAGCUGCGGGCGGUCAUCGCCGCGUCCGGCGGCGUGCGGCCGAUGCGCGCGAGCAGGCCGGCCCAGUGCGGUUGCAGCGCGGCCGCGUCGCCGCCGGCGAUGCCCCACAGGUAGGCGCCGUUGCCCGACAACGCCAGCUGCGACCAGACCGUGUCGGGCAGCGUGCGCGGCCAGUCCUGCCAGGCGGCGAACACGGCCGGCAGUUCGGCCAGCGUGAAGCUGGCGCCGAACUGCGACGCCUUCGACCGCGAGAUCAAGGCCGGCAUCGCCGGCAUCGAGGCUUCGCGCCAGGAGCCCGGCGUGCUGCGCCAGGAGGCCACGCGCGGCCACUACAACACCGCCCGCGGCGUGACGCUCGGCCACCCGGACUACGUGAUGAGCGUGGACGAGCGCAUCGCCGACCUGAAGGGCACGACGCUGGACGACGUGAAGCGCUUCUACGCCGACUACUGGUCGACGAACGACGCGCAGGUCAGCGUCGUCGGCGCGCUGCCGGACGGCCUGGCCACGGAGGUGGAGCAGCUCUUCGGCGACUGGAAGAAGCCCGCGGCGCCGAAGUUCGUGCGCCACAUCUCGCAGCACCUGGCCGUGCCGCCGGCACGCUUCGACGCCAUCGCGCGCGACAAGGCCAACGCCAUCGUGCGCCUGCACCAGACGCUGCCGCUGAACAGCGAAGACCCCGACUACGCGGCGCUGGAACUGGCCGUGCAUAUCUUCGGCGGCGGCGGGCUGGAGAGCCGGCUGUCCGAGCGCCGGCCGAGCAGCGUGUGGCUCGGCGAGGCCGACGCGGCGCUCGCGCGGGCCGAGCACCUGAGCGAGUCGCGCGGCGGCUUCGUCGUCGAGAUCGUGGCGGACCCGGGCGUGGGCCGCGAGCAGGGCGAGGGCCUGUGGCGCCAGCAACUGCAGGACGCCGUGGCGAGCGAGCAGGGCCGGCUUGUCGAGUUCCCGCUGCGGCUGGAUGCCGACUACCUGCCGGCGGCGACCUGGCUGCCUUUCGCGACGCGGGCGCGGCUGACGGCGCUGGUGGACCUCUUCGCCGUGAGCCUGGCGCUCAAGGCCAUCGCGGCGGACGGGCAGGCGCGCUGCAUCAACGUGGCGCCGGCGUCACUGGCGGAUGCGAGCUUCUUGCCGCAGUUGCGCGACCUGCUGGGCCAGUGGCCGCAGGCGGCGCGCGCGCUGCUGCUGGACCUGGCCGAGGCUGCGGCGACCGAGCAUUUCGAGCGACUGCUGGAGCUGGGCGUGCAACUGCGGCCGCUGGGCGUGAAGCUGGGGCUGGAGCAUGCCGGCGCCGGGUUGGCGCAGGUGGAGCGGCUGUACCAGGCGGGGCUGGACUACGUGAAGCUGGAUGCGUCCGUGCUGCUCGGCGUGGCCGGGGAGGCGGGGCGCGCGGCGUUCGUGCGUGGCAUGGUCAUCAUGCUGCGCAGCCUGGCGUUGAAGGUCUACGGCGAAGGGGUCGUGGAUGA
Messenger RNA from Ostertagia ostertagi, 2496 nucleotides. The record is from the annotation of a GenBank genome assembly. Lineage: Eukaryota; Metazoa; Nematoda; Chromadorea; Rhabditida; Trichostrongylidae.